AUGCAACCAGUCAUAGCCUACCUAAAAGACCAAGUCCUGCCUACUGACAAAGAUGAGACCUACAAGCUGAGAAGGAGGUCAGCUCAUUUCCUCUUUCUUGAUGAUGUACUCUACAAAAGAAGCUUAUCCUCCCCACUUCUUCGUUGCAUGGGGGGAGAUGAGGCCACUUACAUUCUAAGAAAAGUCCACGAAGGUGUUUGCGGCAAUCAUUCAGGAGGACCAACCUUGGUACAAAAGUUUCAUACAAUGAAAGGCAGUUCAACAAUAAAAAAGGUUAGGAACCAAUGCGACGAACUUGGAAUCAAGAAGAACUUCUCAACGCCUCAUCAUCCUCAAGCCAAUGGCCAAGUUAAAGCUGUAAAUAAGACGAUCAAACAUGUCCUUAAAAGAAAAUUGGAUGCAUCAAAGGGAGCUUGGGUUGAUGAGCUACCUCAAGUGCUUUAG
Olea europaea var. sylvestris is the source of this 444-nucleotide messenger RNA. RefSeq lists its product as uncharacterized. Lineage: Eukaryota; Viridiplantae; Streptophyta; Magnoliopsida; Lamiales; Oleaceae. Bases 1 to 444 code for a protein of 147 amino acids. The record is from RefSeq and is a predicted model, not a curated record. Gene Ontology annotation, biological process: DNA integration. Gene Ontology annotation, molecular function: nucleic acid binding. The transcript has 2 exons.